AAUGGAGAUCAUGAAGACUUUUAUCCACCGUGUGAAGGAAAUGUAUGUACACUAAGAUAACGUGGUGUGGAGUGGCUGCUCUGGCAGGCAGAACCACGAUCAAUGAGACGCUUUAAAUUGUCUGGAUAUUUCCCAAAGAAAUCUCUCCGUUCUCGAUGACCAUUUCCUUCCUUUUUUCUUUCUUUUUAGACCAGUCUACACGAAAUUUACUACUCAUCGGGCCUUUUCUUCCUUGAGAAGGAUUCGAGAUAAAAACGAAUAACACAAUCGUCAUUGCGAGAAGUACCGAUAAAAUGGCCAAUCCUACAGCCGUCAGCAUGGUCAAACCACCACUCCGACGCGCGUGGUGGAAAGAAAGCAGCGUCUACCAGAUCUAUCCCGCCUCGUUCAAAUCCGCUUGCUCCAUAGUGUCCAAGAGCCGUGACGGCGAGGACGAAAUCAAGGGCGACAUCCGGGGCAUCAUCUCACAGGUUCCCUAUCUCUCCCGGUUGGGGGUCGACAUCGUCUGGCUCUCACCGAUCCUCCAGUCCCCCCAGGUCGACAUGGGCUACGACAUUUCGGAUUACCUGUCGAUCGACCGGCUCUACGGCAUCAUGGAGGACCACGACGAGCUCAUCUCGGCCCUCCACGCUCGCGGGAUGAAGUACGUCAUGGACCUGGUGGUGAACCACACCUCGUCGGAGCACGCCUGGUUCUUGGAGUCGCGCUCUUCCAAGACCUCGCCUAAACGGGACUGGUACUUUUGGAGGCCCGCGCGGUACUCGGAGGAGACGGGUGAACGCAUGCCUCCCAACAACUGGGAGUCGGCCUUCUCCGGCAGCGCCUGGACGUGGGACGACGAGACGCAAGAGUACUAUCUGCAUCUCUUCGCCCCCGAGCAACCCGACCUGAACUGGGACAACCCGGAGGUCCGUGAAGCGGUCCACGACGUCGUCCGGUUCUGGCUCGACCGCGGGGUCGACGGGUUUCGCAUGGACGUGAUCAAUUUCAUCAGCAAGACCCCCGGGUUACCCGACGCGGACGUCAUCAAACCUGGGUUUUUGCAACCGGGGACUCAACACUUCGCCUGUGGCCCUCAUCUCCACGAGUACUUGCGGGGUUUGGGUACGAUCCUACGACGGUACGACGCCUUCAGCGUGGGGGAGAUGCCGGGAGUGUUCGACACGAAAGAGAUCAUCAAGGCCGUCGGUCAGGACCGGGGGGAAUUGGCCAUGGUCUUUCAGUUCGAGAUUGUACAAAUGGACGGGGCUCGGGACAAAGGGUCGAAAUGGUACCACCGGGAUUUCGAACCCAGCGAAUUGAAGAGGGUCGUGGACAAGUGGAACAAGUUCAUGAUUGAGAAUGCCGGUUGGAAUGCCGUUUUCAUGGAGAAUCACGACCAAGGUAGGACCGUUUCGAGGUACGCCGACGAGAGUGACGAGUACAGAGGGAAAAGCGCCAAAAUGUUGGCGGCUCACAUGGCCCUUCAGAGUGGUACGGUUUUUGUCUACCAAGGUCAAGAAUUGGGUCAAGUCAAUCUCCCAAAAGACUGGGGGAUGGAGGAGUACAAGGAUAUCGAGGUUCUGAAUCAUUGGAAGACGGUGUUGGAGGAGUACCCGGACGACCUCGAGAUGCAGGAAAUGUUCAAGAAGCAGUACCGAUUGAUCGGUCGAGAUAACGCCAGGACCCCCAUGCAGUGGGAUGACAACGAUGAGACGUACGGAGGGUUCUUGUCAGACACCAACAGACCAAGAAAGGGUGUCAAACCAUGGAUGAGGGUACAUGAUGAUUUCAAAAAUUGGAACGCAGCAAAACAGGUGGACGACCAAAACAGUCCUUAUCAUUAUUGGAAAAGAGUCUUGGAUUUGAGAAGACAGUACAAGAAUUGUUUCGUCUAUGGAGAUUUUGAAAUGUUGGACAUGGACCAUGAUUGUGUCGUCGCGUACGUCAGGACCGACAUGGCGAUUGAGACGGGAACAACGUCAACGACAAAAACAAAAUGUUUGGUCUUGACGAACUUUUCGGGGACAGAAACAUGGUGGACCGUCCCAUCUUCAGCCACCGAGAUCAUGAUUGAUGAACAGACAACAAAACUAAAGGCGAGUGCCGUGGUUGAUGAUUUACGGAAUUACAACGACGCAAAAGACCAGACCAACAAGGUCAAAAAGGACGAAACGAGUGGACAGUGGAGUAUACUCCUGAGGCCUUGGGAAGUUGUUGUCGCCAUGAUAUAACAUGGCACUCUACAAAGUACGCU
This is a messenger RNA of Exophiala oligosperma, 2236 nucleotides long. RefSeq lists its product as uncharacterized. The record is from RefSeq and is a predicted model, not a curated record. NCBI's taxonomy places the organism in Eukaryota, Fungi, Ascomycota, Eurotiomycetes, Chaetothyriales, Herpotrichiellaceae. Gene Ontology annotation, biological process: oligosaccharide catabolic process. The coding region runs from base 294 to 2213 and encodes 639 amino acids. The transcript has a single exon. Gene Ontology annotation, molecular function: alpha-amylase activity.